Sarcophilus harrisii (Tasmanian devil) is the source of this 1110-nucleotide messenger RNA. RefSeq names its product putative UDP-GlcNAc:betaGal beta-1,3-N-acetylglucosaminyltransferase LOC100288842. NCBI's taxonomy places the organism in Eukaryota, Metazoa, Chordata, Mammalia, Dasyuromorphia, Dasyuridae. The coding region runs from base 1 to 1110 and encodes 369 amino acids. Gene Ontology annotation, cellular component: membrane. The transcript is spliced from 2 exons. The record is from RefSeq and is a predicted model, not a curated record. Gene Ontology annotation, molecular function: hexosyltransferase activity.
AUGCAGGUGACAUUCUGUAAGCUUCGGACUCACCAAUGGUGCUUCAUUUUAUUUAAUGUCAUCUUGUUUCAUGCUCUGCUCUUUGGAGCCGACUUUGUGGAAGAAUACUUUCUGCAAUCAUUACCAUAUGUAGAUGUGCGAGUUCUUGAGAUUAAGGACAAAGCCAGAAAAUUAAACGUGGAACCCUUAGAAUAUAACCUCUCAAAAUUUUUUAUCUUGAGCCAGAAGGAGGCAUGCAAAGGAGAAGAUAUCUUUUUACUCUCUCUUAUCUUUAGCAGUCCAGAAAAUGGGUCAAGGAGAGAUUUGAUAAGGAAAACCUGGGCUAAUGUGACCACUAUACGAGGAUAUCCUAUACUCACAUUAUUUGCCUUAGGAAUGCCAGAUCUAGGAACCUCUCAGCAAGACAUCAAUAUGGAGUCUAAUAAAUACAGAGAUAUUAUUGAAGGGUUCUUCCUGGACAGUUCUGGGAACCAAACAUUAAAGACCAUCAUGAUGAUGCAGUGGGCUGUAACUUUCUGCCCAAAUGCUAAGUUCAUCCUCAAGGUCAAUGAAGAGAUGUUUGUCAAUCUCCCUAGCCUGGUAGACUAUCUUCUUAACUUAAAAGACCACCUUGAAGAGAUCUACGUGGGAAGAGUCAUCCAUCAGGAUAUGCCCAACAGAGAUCCUCGAAGCCAGAAUUUUGUUCCAGUUAGUGAGUAUCCAGAAAAGUACUACCCUGAUUACUGCAGUGGAGAGGCCUUUAUAGUAUCCCAAGAUGUAGCCCGUAUGAUGUAUGUGGUUUUCAAGGAAACACCUUUGGCAAUACCUGCUGAUGUUUUUAUAGGAAUCUGUGCCAAGUAUGCUGGCCUCAUACCCAUCCACAGUUCACGGUUUUCUGGAGAGAAGCACAUUAGGUAUAAUCGAUGCUGCUACAAAUUCAUCUUCACAUCCUCUGAAAUGACUGGUGAAGAAAUGUCUCUUGAGUGGAGGGAAGUAAAUGAUGGGAAAGAAUGCACCUUGCUUGAAACCUAUUAUGGGUUGGUCUCCUGCAAACUUCUAACUUAUCUUGAUAGUUUUAAAAACUUUAAUAUAGCACCUAUAAAAAAUGAUGCAAUGUAUUUUGCUAAUUAA